Messenger RNA from Perognathus longimembris pacificus (Pacific pocket mouse), 516 nucleotides. It is a transcript of the gene Rspo4, whose product is annotated as R-spondin 4. Bases 1 to 516 code for a protein of 171 amino acids. The transcript has 4 exons. Lineage: Eukaryota; Metazoa; Chordata; Mammalia; Rodentia; Heteromyidae. The record is from RefSeq and is a predicted model, not a curated record.
AUGCGGGCGCCGCUGUGCCUGCUGCUGCUCGUGGCUCACGCCGUGGCCCUGCUCACCCUGAACCGAAGGAAGAAGCAAGCAGGCAUGGGCCCAGGGGGCAACUGCACGGGCUGUGUCACCUGCUCGGAGGAGAACGGCUGCUCCACGUGCCAGCAGAGGCUCUUCCUGUUCAUCCGGCGUGAAGGCAUCCGCCAGUACGGCAAGUGCGUCCACGACUGCCCUCUCGGCUUCUUCGGCAUCCGAGGCCAGGAAGUCAACAGGUGCAGAAAGUGCGGAGCCACAUGUGAGAGCUGCUUCAGCCAAGACUUCUGCAUCCGGUGCAAGCGGCGCUUCCAUCUAUACAAGGGGAAGUGCCUGCCGGCCUGCCCACCGGGCACUAUGACCCGCCGGAGCACACGCGAGUGCCAGGAGAGAAAUCCCCGGCAGAAGAAGGGCCGGAAGGACCAGCGCUCCCGAAAGGACCGGAAGCUAGACCGCAGGCCAGACCGGCGGCAGGGGCGGCCAGGCCCCCAGUGA